Molecule: messenger RNA, 726 nt
Organism: Pecten maximus
Lineage: Eukaryota; Metazoa; Mollusca; Bivalvia; Pectinida; Pectinidae
Product: early nodulin-75-like
Exons: 2
Coding region: 1-726 (241 amino acids)
Source: RefSeq, a predicted model, not a curated record
AUGCCCACCGCACAAGCCACCAGACAACAGACCACCGCACACAGACGACCGCACACAGACCACCGCAGACAGACCACCGCACACAGCCAACCGCACAACAGACCACCGCAGGACAGACCACCGCAGACACACCACCGCAUGACAGACCACCGCACACAGGACCACCGCAGACAGACACAGACCACCCACACAGACCACGGCAGACCAGACCACCGCACACAGACCACCGCCAACCGCACACCGCCCUACCGCACACAGACCAGGCAGACAGACCACCGCACACAGACCACCGCAGAGAGACGACCGCACACAGACCAACCGGAGACAGACCACCGCAAACAGACCCACCGCACACAGACCACCGGAAACAGACCACCGCCCCACAGACCACCGCACACAGUACACCGCAGACAUACCACCGCACACAGGACCACCGCAGACAGACCACCGCACACAGACGACCGCAGACAGACGACCGCAGACAUACCACCCGCAGACAGUACCACCGCAGACAGACCCACCGCACACAGACCACCGAGACAUGACCACGCAGACAGACCACCGCAGACAGACCACCGCACAAAGACCACCGCACACAGACCCACCGCACACAGACCCCUAAGAUUAGACCACAUCAUACAUACCACCGCACAACCUACCACCGCCUACAUACCACCGUCAGAAGGAAUUGACCAUUGUCCAUUCCAUGUGUCCUUGGCCAUUUGA